Molecule: messenger RNA, 674 nt
Organism: Drosophila subobscura
Lineage: Eukaryota; Metazoa; Arthropoda; Insecta; Diptera; Drosophilidae
Exons: 2
Coding region: 33-674 (213 amino acids)
Source: RefSeq, a predicted model, not a curated record
GCGUUCGAUGUCAGGCAAGUUCUGUUCCAAACAUGUAUCAGAAGUCAUACCCGAUCGUGGUGCUCUCGCUAUGCCUGAGCGUUGUCCUGGCCAGCCGCCUGCAAGCGCCACCCCACAAGCCUCAGGCCCACAUCCAGGAGCUGAAGGCGGAGAGCCAGGACCUGGCCAGUGCACAUAGCCAGGGGUCGAACCUUUGCUUCAGCACGUACCUUCCCAUCAUGGAUAAAAUUAACGCCGCGUAUGAAACCGACUUCGAGGGCUGCAUCAACAACUAUGAAAACGCGAGCCUCGCCGUCGACGCCAAGUACACUUCCGCUUUCGAGGAGAUCGUGAAUAAUGCCGAGAGGUCGUGCAGAAACCUGCAUGCGUGUCAAUAUUGGUCCUAUUCGAAGAUGCCCCUCGAGGAUGUGUUGUCAGGACUCGAUUGCGCCACCUCUGUGGCUGCCGAUGAUGCCAAGAUCUUUUACAACAUCUCGAACACUGCCACGGAGCUCGGUGCUAAGAUUCAGGCGGACUAUCUCUCCAUCGAGAGUAGGAAGGACUUGUGCGUGAACGAUGCCGAGAGGACAUAUGUGGAGGGCACAACGAGCAUCUAUGAGCAGUUGAAUGCUUGCUUAAGGGGCGAUACUGUACCUACCCCAUCCCCGGCCACACCAGCACCAGCUGGGUUUUAG